AGCACCACAGAAGUAUCCGUGUAGCCUAUAAAUACAAACCCUAAGCUGACAUCUCCUCUCACCAAUCAAAACACAAAAAAACACAACAAAACUCAAUAAAUAAACAAAUGGCAGACAACAAGCAGAGCUUCCAAGCCGGUCAAGCCGCUGGUCGUGCUGAGGAGAAGGGUAAUGUGCUGAUGGACAAGGUCAAGGAUGCUGCUACCGCAGCUGGAGCGUCUGCGCAAACCGCGGGACAGAAGAUAACGGAGGCGGCAGGGGGAGCCGUUAAUCUCGUGAAGGAGAAGACCGGCAUGAACAAGUAGCCCCAUUGGAAAUAAAAUUGGGAGUUAUAGUUUCCCUUUUUAAUGUUAAUCGUUGUGGUUUUAAAUAAAAAUUGGGUGUUCUAAUUGAUCUUCACCGUAGUUGUUGUUGUUGUUGUUUUUAGUGUUUGAAGUAAUGUUUUCAACCUUUAGGUGUAUGUCUUGAUGUUUAUGUACUUAGUUCCCCCUUAAUGAACAUCUGAUUUAAGCUUCAA
Brassica napus (rape) is the source of this 517-nucleotide messenger RNA. RefSeq names its product stress-induced protein KIN2. The coding region runs from base 108 to 305 and encodes 65 amino acids. The transcript has 3 exons. The record is from RefSeq and is a predicted model, not a curated record. NCBI's taxonomy places the organism in Eukaryota, Viridiplantae, Streptophyta, Magnoliopsida, Brassicales, Brassicaceae.